Messenger RNA from Capsicum annuum, 1608 nucleotides. RefSeq names its product ribose-phosphate pyrophosphokinase 1. Lineage: Eukaryota; Viridiplantae; Streptophyta; Magnoliopsida; Solanales; Solanaceae. Gene Ontology annotation, cellular component: ribose phosphate diphosphokinase complex; cytoplasm. The transcript is spliced from 8 exons. Gene Ontology annotation, biological process: purine nucleotide biosynthetic process; ribonucleoside monophosphate biosynthetic process; 5-phosphoribose 1-diphosphate biosynthetic process. The coding region runs from base 165 to 1388 and encodes 407 amino acids. The record is from RefSeq and is a predicted model, not a curated record. Gene Ontology annotation, molecular function: magnesium ion binding; ribose phosphate diphosphokinase activity.
GAGCGUAACAUCCCCUAUUUGGACACCUGCCUGUAUGACCUAGCAAACAAAAUCAUCUGACACCAACGAAGAGCCCCACACAAACUGAGGAAACUCGGCUCAGUUUGCCAGCCUCUUCUUCUUCCUCCUUGUGUACUUGCCGAUCAACCCAUUCUCUGAUUUUGAUGGCUUGCUCCACCUUGCCCUCUUCCUCUUCUACUACUACUACUACUACUAAUAAUAAUAAUAAUAAUUCUCUCUUCUCUUCUUCUUUUUCUCGUUGUUCUUCUCUCCAUCGCACAAACUUCAUUCCCAAACGUACCCGUGGUCCCAACUACAUCAAUUGUGAAAUCAAUGAACCGGCGAAUGAGAAGCCUAUUGUGCCAAUCAUUAAUGACGAGACACUUCCAAAAUUCUUGCGAGCCAAACGCUUACAGAAUGCAGUUGGCAGAAAUAAUACCAAGCUGAAUCCCAAGCUGAAACUAUUUUCUGGAACUGCAAAUCCUUCACUUUCUCAGGAAAUUGUUUGGAACAUGGGGCUUGAACUGGGAAAGAUCAACAUCAAGCGUUUUGCUGAUGGUGAAAUUUAUAUCCAAUUGCAAGAAAGUGUUCGAGGAUGUGAUGUUUUCUUGAUUCAGCCCACUUGUCCUCCAGCCAAUGAAAACCUUAUGGAGCUUUGUGUGAUGGUAGAUGCAUGCCGAAGGGCUUCAGCCAAAAAUAUCACUGCAGUGAUUCCAUAUUUUGGAUAUGCCAGAGCUGAUAGGAAGGCACAAAGUCGUCAAUCCAUUGCUGCCAAAUUGGUCGGGAACAUUAUAACAGAAGCAGGUGCCGAUCGUGUUCUAGCUUGUGAUCUUCACUCUGGGCAAUCCAUGGGUUAUUUUGACAUUCCAGUGGAUCAUGUAUAUUGUCAGCCUGUUAUCCUUGAUUACCUUGCUAGCAAGAAGAUUUGUUCCAAUGAUCUGGUGGUGGUCUCUCCUGAUGUCGGGGGAGUUGCUAGAGCACGUGCUUUUGCAAAAGAGUUAUCUGCACCUUUAGCCAUUGUUGACAAGAGACGCCAGGAUCACAAUCUUGCCGAGGUUAUGAACCUGAUUGGUGAUGUUAAAGGAAAAGUUGCAGUCAUGGUUGAUGACAUGAUUGACACAGCAGGGACUAUUGCCAAAGGUGCAGAACUUUUGCACGAGGAGGGAGCAAGGGAAAUUUAUGCAUGCUGUACACAUGGUGUUUUUAGCCCCCCUGCAGUGGAAAGGUUGUCAAGUGGGCUAUUUCAAGAGGUUAUCACGACAAACACAAUUCCUGUGAUGGACAAAAACUAUUUCCCACAGCUGACUGUUCUUUCAGUUGCAAACCUUCUUGGUGAAACAAUUUGGCGCAUACAUGGCGAUCGUUCUGUGACUAGCAUUUUUCAGUAGGCAGGGAAUAUAUUCUUCUAUCUUUGUAGCCAAAUAGAAACCAUUAUAUGUUCUUAGUAGGUUUUAGGUAGACCUGCAAAGAAGUGUGAUCAAAUAGGCAAAUAUUGGAAGAAUUAUAUUAUUAGGAUGUGCAAUCAAUACAUUUCGUGAAAUUGUAUCUGAUGUGUAGAUAGUGUGUAAAAUUUGAGCUUAAACUAUUUCAUUCCUUUUGACUGGUGAA